Messenger RNA from Adelges cooleyi (spruce gall adelgid), 609 nucleotides. RefSeq lists its product as uncharacterized. The transcript is spliced from 4 exons. Lineage: Eukaryota; Metazoa; Arthropoda; Insecta; Hemiptera; Adelgidae. The record is from RefSeq and is a predicted model, not a curated record. Bases 82 to 609 code for a protein of 175 amino acids.
AAGACGCCAACACGCGAGUCGUAGGUAUGUGUUAUAUUAUACUGCUGAUAUCUAAUUUCCAUCAAUAAAAUAUAAAUAUCAAUGUAUAAGGAAUUUGUGAAACUGUUCGACGAAUUAAGAAACGAAGGAGAAGGUUAUGUUACUCGGAAUACUUUGGGCAAAAUAUAUGAUGUCAACGACAAAGAUGAACUAGACUUAGUGUUGAAUAAUUUCGGAAUCACUUUCUAUGGCGAAAACGGUUUUCGUGAAACAAGAGUGCACCUAGAUAAAUUUAAGCAGGCUGCAAAGGCAGGCUUCAUACAUAGAUUUCCUAAAGAGGAAAUGCUAGUGUUAUUUUUCAAAAUCAUUGGACGUGGAAUACGGAAAAUCCAUAUUACUUACAGUGACCUGGUGAGUUAUUAUGGUCAAAGAGUUCUUAGAUCUCAAAUCGACAAUGUUAUGACCAAAUUCGGAAUAGAAAGCCCCAAUGGAAGUGAACGCCGAUUAAGUUUGUUGGGCUUUAGAAGAGCUGUGAACACUGGUGGUAUUCCAGCCUGGUUGUUAUGCAAUAAUUGUAAGGACAACGCUACUAAAAUGAUAAUCAUAAUUAAUAAAUUAUAUUUCAAAUAA